This is a messenger RNA of Tinamus guttatus (white-throated tinamou), 12021 nucleotides long. RefSeq names its product dynein axonemal heavy chain 7 (gene DNAH7). Gene Ontology annotation, biological process: microtubule-based movement. The record is from RefSeq and is a predicted model, not a curated record. Gene Ontology annotation, molecular function: dynein intermediate chain binding; ATP binding; calcium ion binding. Gene Ontology annotation, cellular component: dynein complex. Lineage: Eukaryota; Metazoa; Chordata; Aves; Tinamiformes; Tinamidae.
AUGAGCGCCGAGCAGAGCAGACCAAGUGGCAAAGAGAAAUCAGCAAAGAAAGCAGUGCAGUGUCUCCCACAGUUGCCUCAGACAAGGUCUAAGCCAUUGUGGCAGCAGACUUGUCCUUCAUUCCAUCUGAGGAAAGAACAGAAAGAUGACGAAUCAGAUGAUUUUACUGCAAAAAAAGUGUAUUUACCUGGAAAAUAUUUGGAGACAAGACGUAAGAGACGCAAGAUUCAGGAUUCUGCAGACAGUGAAGUGGUUGCUGGACCAUCAACUUCUAAGCUGCAGAAAAGCAGCCAUCUGAAGAAAGGCGAGCAUUUUAGAAGUGCCCUUGUUAACAUUAUAUUGCAGGAAGAGGGUUCUGAGAAGCAGCUUCCAUCCCUUGAUGGAACCCAGCCUCCAGGAACAGAUUCUUCUCUAGCAGCAGAGAAAGAUAUUUUGAAAUACUACUAUUACAUUCACCAUGGAAUUGAUACAGAAAAUGUGGCCCCAAUGGAGAAAUCAUGGCUAGAUCAUGUCUUAGCUUUAAUUCCACCACGUCUGAAAGUGCUUGAGGAAAGUGUACAUUUGCUGUCUGAUGAAAUGAAAGAAGACUAUCUUUUGAGUGUAAAAAAGUCUAUAGUUGACUUUGUUUUAAGAGACCCCAGGGAAAAAGAUGAAGACAAGAAGAAAGGUUUUCUCCCACCUCAUCGUGCAGAAAUUGAAGUGGUGCCAAAACCUUGGAACAAAUCUUUCUUGUCAGCAUACAGUUACAUAAAAGAAAAUUUGCAUGCAGUAAAUCCUACAAUACUAGCAGUUCUACAUUUGUGGGAGACUUCAUUUAGAGAUUUACGCCUUAUUGAUACGGAAAUAUUUCGCAAUAAACAGGGAGCUGCGGAACUCUCGUCUUUCCAGAUUAAAGCCAUGAGGGAAAUAGGAAAUUCCAAAGUGAUUCUGUCUAGGAAGUGGUUUCCAGAAGUGCAGAAUAUCUUUUACCAAGGUAAUCGGAAAAAGCAAAUACCCAGCAGUACCAACAGUGCUGCGUUCGCAUCUUUCUUCAGUUGUGCUGCCACUUUAAUGACUCGUCAGCUGGAAAGCUUACUAUUGUAUUCAAUUCAGGACUUCACAGAUUUAAUCGUUCAGCCUGCAAAAUCAGUCCUCGCCUACGAACAUCCAGGUUUCAUCCUGAGGUUAAUUCUUGAGGAUGACUGCAUUAAAUUUGAACCUAGCUUCAGUAACUGUGAGGAUAUAUUACUGAAUGUUUAUACUGUUAUGAUUAAAGCUCUCAGUGACAUACCAAGAGUUGAGACCAAAUUAUUUUCUAAAUGGCCUAAAGAUGAUGCUGCAAAAGUUUUGAAGCCUGUUAUCCUGGAUGAAGUCUUAGAUGAACACAGGAAGAGGAUCAGAGAGGAAAUUAUCAAAGAAAGUGCUGCGCCAAUGGAACAUCUCAAGCUUUAUGAUAAGUACAGCUUGUUGGUGAAGAAACAAGCUGAUCGGGACAUUGAGAAGUUCCUGGCACAGAAACAUACUUUUGAGGAAAUAACAAGGGAGAUUACUAAGUACCAGGAACUCAGUAAGGAAAUACAAUAUACAUCUAGAAAGUACCUCCGUCUAGGAAUGUUUGAGCUGCAUUGCGAUGAACUGAUAAAUGCUUUGGCAAACAGGGCAGAUAACAUUUGUGGAAAAAUUAUUACCAAAAUGUUUAAAGAUUAUCAAGAUGUGAUCCUGAGACUCUGUGAUGAGUUUGAGAGAAUAUCAGAAAAAGCCCUUUCUACUCCAUCAAAUACACAUGAACUAAUGGAAUUUAAGGCCUAUAUACAAAAGGUAGAAAGAAGUGAUAUGCCUGAAUUGGAACAGAAAUUAGUGGAUGCUGUACACUGUCUUGCUUUCUUGAUCGACUAUGUCAACCUUUCACCAGCAGACACGCGACUCAACAAUAGUGUUUUUCAGUGGUAUGCUCGAAUGCCAGAUAUCUUUGAAGAGCACAGAAAGAUAAUUGAAGAAAAAACAGAACAAUUCCAAGAAGGUCUUAAGCUACGUUGCCAGCGGUUUGUGGAGGAGCUGGAAAGUUGUGCAAAACAAGUUGAAGAACUGUUCACAUUUGGAGACAUUCAGGAAGUCAAAAGAUACUUGAAGAAAGCUCAAGCGUUAAAUGCAAAGUUGGAUCUUGCUGCUGAUAAGAUUGAUCAGUUUAAUGCAGAAGAAGAGGCCUUUGGAUGGCCAGUAUCUUACUACCCUCAGCGUAAAAAGGUCCAGGAUACUCUCGCUCCGUAUCUUCGUCUUUACGAUAUGACUGUGGAAUUCAACAGAAAACACCAAGACUGGACGGAGGGUUCACUUACGAAAGUGAAUCCCGAUGAAGUAGAGUCAGAUGUAGGAAACUACUGGCGUGGACUAUAUAAACUGGAAAGAACCUUCCAUGAUUCCCCGAAUGCAUUAUCAAUAACAACAAAAAUUAAAACUAAAGUAGAAGAAUUCAAAAACCACAUUCCUCUUAUCCAGGUGAUUUGCAAUCCUGGUUUGCAAGAAAGGCACUGGGAAGAGAUGUCAAAAAUUGCUGGUUUCUCACUAUCUCCUUCUGAAUACUCAAAUGUCUUGUCAUAUAUUAAUUUGCAUCUUGAACCAUUCUUAGAAAAGUUUGAGACCAUCAGCGAAACAGCCAGCAAAGAACAUUCACUUGAGAAAGCUUUAGUGAAGAUGAUUUCUGAAUGGGAUCAAAUGGAAUUCUCUGUUCUUGCCUAUAGAGAAACAGGAACUCAUAUUUUGUCAUCUGUAGAUGAUAUUCAGAUGUUACUGGAUGAUCACAUUGUCAAAACUCAGACUAUGAGAGGAUCUCCAUUCAUUAAACACUAUGAGACAAGAAUAAGGGAAUGGGAAGGAAAGCUGAUGUUGGUACAGGAGAUCCUGGAUGAAUGGCUGAAAGUUCAGGCUACUUGGCUUUAUUUGGAGCCAAUUUUCAGUUCUCCUGACAUCAUGGCUCAGAUGCCUGAGGAAAGUAGACGAUUCACUACUGUGGAUAAAACAUGGAAAGAUGUCAUGAAGUCAGUUUUGCAGGACAAACAUGUGCUGGCAGUUGUAACAAUAGAGAAGAUGCUGGAAAAACUGAAAAAAUGCAAUGAAUUUCUGGAGCUAAUUCUCAAAGGACUUAAUGAAUAUCUAGAAAAGAAGCGCUUGUAUUUCCCCAGAUUCUUUUUUUUAUCUAAUGAUGAGCUCCUUGAGAUUCUUUCAGAGACCAAAGAUCCUACCCGAGUACAACCUCACUUGAAAAAGUGUUUUGAAGGAAUUGCAAGAGUGCAAUUUACUGAUACACUAGAUAUUACACACAUCAAAAGUAGUGAAGGGGAGACUGUGCAACUCACGGGGACGAUCUCAACAUCUAAAGCUAGAGGUCAGGUUGAGAAGUGGCUGGUUGAGCUGGAGGCAGCUAUGCUGAGUUCUAUCCACAAGGUCAUUGGGGAUGCAAUUGAAGCUUAUCCAAAAACUCCACGUGUUAACUGGGUAAGAGAGUGGCCUGGACAAACCGUCCUUUGCGUGUCCCAGACUUUCUGGACAAUGCAGGUACAGAUGUCUAUCAAGAAAGGCCAAACGGCACUUGAGGAUUUUCUGGAACAGAAUAAUAAACAGAUUGAGGACAUUGUCACCUUGGUACGAGGAAAGCUGUCUAAGCAGAAUCGAGUGACUCUAGGAGCACUUGUUGUGCUUGAUGUUCAUGCUAGGGAUGUUCUUGCAUCUCUAGUAAGCAAGAAAGUCAAAGACGAAAGUGACUUUGAAUGGUUAAGUCAGCUCAGGUACUACUGGCAGGAAGGACAUCUACAAACAAAGAUGAUCAAUGCUGGAUUGAUGUAUGGAUAUGAAUAUCUUGGCAACACCCCUAGACUGGUUAUUACUCCACUUACAGACAGAUGCUACAGAACCCUAUUUGGUGCGCUUCACCUACAUCUUGGAGGUGCCCCUGAAGGUCCUGCUGGAACUGGAAAAACGGAAACUACUAAAGAUUUAGCGAAGGCUGUAGCUAAGCAGUGUGUGGUUUUCAAUUGUUCCGAUGGACUGGAUUACAUUGCAUUAGGAAAAUUCUUUAAGGGGUUGUUGUCAUGUGGAGCAUGGGCUUGCUUUGAUGAGUUCAACAGGAUUGAUUUGGAAGUACUCUCUGUGGUUGCUCAACAGAUUCUUACCAUCCAAAGAGGCAUUAAUUCAGGUGCAGAAUUAAUAGUGUUUGAAGGAACUGAAUUGCAGCUGAACCCUACAUGUGCUGUCUUCAUUACCAUGAAUCCUGGUUACGCUGGGCGUUCAGAGCUGCCUGAUAAUCUUAAGGCUCUCUUCAGAACAGUAGCUAUGAUGGUUCCUGAUUAUGCCAUGAUUGCAGAGAUAGUGCUGUAUUCUUGUGGCUUUGUGACUGCUCGACCUCUGUCUGUAAAGAUUGUAGCCACGUAUCGCCUGUGUUCAGAGCAGUUGUCCUCUCAGCACCACUACGAUUACGGAAUGAGAGCGGUGAAGUCAGUCCUUACUGCAGCUGGCAACCUCAAGCUAAAAUAUCCACUGGAAGAUGAAGAAAUUCUGCUGCUUAGAUCCAUUAUAGAUGUAAACCUGCCUAAAUUCUUGUCUCAUGAUCUACCACUUUUUGAGGGUAUUACCUCUGAUCUGUUCCCUGGUGUGAAGCUACCAAAACCAGACUACAAUGACUUAUUAGAAGCCAUCAAAACAAACUGCGACGCUAUGAAUCUGCAAAUGACCGAUGUGUUUGCUAUGAAGAUCCUGCAGAUAUAUGAGAUGAUGAUUGUGCGUCACGGCUUUAUGAUAGUUGGAGAGCCCUUUGGGGGAAAGACGUGCGCCUACCGCGUUCUGGCAAGAGCACUGGGGGACAUAUGUGAGAAGGGGCUGAUGGAAGAAAACAAGGUUCAGAUCACUGUUUUAAAUCCGAAGUCUAUAACAAUGGGUCAGCUGUAUGGACAGUUUGAUCCAGUCUCACAUGAAUGGUCAGAUGGCAUCCUGGCAGUGAGCUUCCGAGCAUUCGCUUCUUCUCCAACCCCAGACAGGAAGUGGCUGAUUUUUGAUGGACCUGUGGAUGCAGUAUGGAUUGAAAAUAUGAAUACUGUGCUUGAUGAUAACAAAAAGCUGUGCCUUAUGAGUGGAGAGAUCAUCCAGAUGUCACAGCAAAUGAGCCUUAUUUUUGAACCAAUGGAUUUAGAAGUUGCUUCUCCUGCUACUGUUUCAAGAUGUGGUAUGGUCUAUAUGGAGCCCCACAUGUUAGGCUGGAGACCACUACUGUUGUCUUGGCUAAAUGUCAUGCAUCCAGGAGUAACCUCUGAGCAUAAAGAGUUCAUAGUAGGCCUGUUUGACAGAAUGGCUCCACUUUCUCUUGAGUUUAUUAGGAAAUGCACGAAGGAAUUGUCUCCUACUUCAGAUACAAACUUAGUUCGAUCACUGAUGAAUCUGAUGGACUGCAUGAUGGAUGAAUUUGCUGAUGAAGCCAAAAUUAAAGCUAUGAGUGACCAUGAUGUUUACUCUUGGCUUGAGGGUAUUUUCAUAUUUUCCCUCAUAUGGUCUAUUGGAGCUAGCUGUAAGGAGGAUGAUAGACUGAAAUUUGACAAAGUUCUGCGAGAAAUGCUUCAUGGACCAAUUAGUGAGGAGACGAGAGAAAGAUAUAAAUUGUUGAGUAGCAUCGAUCAACAGCCUGCAAAAGCUUUUACAGUCCCGUUUCCAAAAGAAGGAACAAUUUAUGAUUAUCGGUUUGUCAAAAAGGGAGCAGGAAUUUGGGAACCCUGGGUGGAAACACUAAAGUCAGCUCCUCCUAUACCACGAGAUAUGAUGUUUAAUGAAAUAAUUGUACCAACUCUGGAUACUGUUCGAUAUAUGGCAUUGAUGGAAUUGUUGACAGUGCAUCAAAAGCCUUCCAUAUUUGUGGGGCCAACAGGAACUGGAAAGAGUACCUAUAUUAUUAAUUUUCUUCUAAAUAAUUUGAAUAAAGAAGUCUACAAGCCACUCCUCAUUAACUUUUCAGCACAAACUACAGCAGCUCAGACACAGAAUAUUAUCAUGUCAAAGCUGGAUAAAAGGAGAAAAAGAGUUUUUGGACCUCCUGUUGGGAAAAGAAUGGUUGUGUUUGUAGAUGAUGUUAAUAUGCCAGCCCGAGAGGUCUAUGGUGCUCAACCUCCUGUUGAGUUGCUACGUCAGUGGUUAGAUCACUGGAACUGGUAUGACCUUAAAGACUCCUCAGUGAUUAAGCUGGUGGAUAUUCAGAUCAUCUGUGCCAUGGGACCCCCAGGUGGUGGUCGAAACCCAAUAACGCCACGAUUCUUGCGACACUUCAAUACAGUUACUAUUAAUGAGUUUGAUGAUAAAUCGAUGUAUACAAUCUUUUCUAGAAUCUUAAACUGGCAUCUGACUACAUGUUAUAACUUUCCAUCAGAGUAUGUAGACUUGACACCACAACUGAUUAAUGGAACUAUGUCUUUGUAUAAAGAAGCUAUGAAGAACCUGCUUCCUACCCCUGCCAAAUCUCACUAUUUGUUCAACCUCCGUGAUUUUUCACGUGUUAUUCAAGGAGUUUGCCUGUCGAGGCCUGAAACAACAGACUCUGUAGGAAUGAUAAAGCGUCUCUGGGUUCAUGAGGUUCUUAGAGUAUAUUAUGAUCGUUUGGUGGAUGGUCCUGAUCGGGCCUGGCUUGUUGGAUUUAUCCAAGAAGUAGUGAAAAGUUAUUUACAUGAAGACUUCCAUAAACUUUUCCAUAAUCUAGACUUCAAUCAUGAUGGAAGAGUGGAAGAAGAUGACUUACGUAGCCUUAUGUUUUGUGAUUUUCAUGACCCUAAGAGAGAUGACACUAACUACAGGGAGAUUAAUAAUGUGGAUCAACUGAGACUGGUCGUCGAGAGUCACCUGGAAGAGUUUAAUAACAUGAGCAAAAAACCAAUGCAGCUUGUUCUGUUUCGGUUUGCUAUAGAGCACAUCUGUAGAAUCUCGCGCAUCCUGAAACAGCCUCGAAGCCAUGCCCUCCUUGUUGGCGUCGGAGGCAGCGGUCGACAAUCUCUUACUCGAUUAGCAGCCCACAUGGCAGAUUACACCCUCUUCCAGGUGGAAAUAAGUAAAAGCUACGGUACCAGUGAGUGGCAUGAAGACAUAAAAAUCAUACUAAGAAAAUCUACUGAGGGGGAAAUGCAGGGAGUCUUCCUGUUCACAGAUACACAGAUAAAAAAGGAAUCCUUCUUGGAAGACAUUAACAACUUACUAAAUGCAGGUGAAGUUCCCAACCUCUUUGCAGUAGAUGAGAAGCAAGAAAUUUGUGAACGAAUGCGCCAAAUCGAUCGCCAGCGAGACAGGACCAAGCAGACUGAUGGCAGUCCUAUAGCUCUCUUCAACAUGUUCACUGAUCGCUGCAGAGAUCAGCUUCACGUAGUAUUGGCAGUGAGUCCCAUUGGAGACGCUUUCCGUAAUCGUCUUAGAAAAUUCCCAGCUCUUGUCAAUUGCUGCACACUAGACUGGUUCCAGACAUGGCCAGAAGAUGCGUUAGAAGCUGUUGCCUCUCGCUUCUUGCAAGAUAUUGAGAUGUCAGAAGAAACUCGGAGUGGCUGUAUCGAUAUGUGCAAAAGCUUUCAUACAUCUACCAUUGCUUUAUCUGACUUAUACCAUGCAGAGCUUCAACGACACAACUAUGUUACACCUACCUCAUACUUGGAACUGAUCUCCACUUUCAAAAUUCUCCUCGAGAAGAAGCGCGCUGAGGUGAUGAAAAUGAAAAGAAGAUACGAAGUUGGCUUGGAGAAACUGGACUCUGCAGCAUCUCAAGUAGCCUUGAUGCAAUCUGAGCUGGGAGCUCUGCAUCCUCAGUUGCAGGAAGCUAGCAAGCAGGUUGAUGAGAUGAUGGUGGUUAUUGAAAAAGAAUCCUUGGAAGUAGCCAAAACUGAAAAAAAUGUUAAAGCUGAUGAAAUGGUGGCAAAUGAGCAAGCCAUGGCUGCAAAAGCCAUCAAAGAUGAAUGUGAUGCUGACUUGGCUCAAGCCAUGCCCUGCUUAGAAAGUGCUCUGGCUGCCCUUGACACUCUCACUGCGCAGGAUAUUACAGUGGUUAAGUCCAUGAAGAGUCCUCCUGCUGGCGUCAAGCUUGUAAUGGAAGCUAUAUGCAUCCUUAAAGGCAUCAAAGCAGAUAAAAUUCCAGAUCCGACAGGUACUGGAAAGAAAAUUGAGGAUUUCUGGGGUCCAGCUAAGAGACUUCUGGGUGAUAUAAGAUUUCUUCAGUCUCUUCAUGAAUAUGACAAAGAUAACAUUCCUCCAGCUUACAUGGCUGUCAUAAGAAAGCAGUAUCUUACAAAUCCUGAGUUUGUUCCAGAGAAGAUCCGGAACGCUUCCACGGCAGCAGAGGGUCUGUGCAAAUGGGUCAUAGCCAUGGAGUUUUAUGAUACAGUGAUAAAAAAUGUUGCACCCAAAAAGCUAAAGUUGAAUCAAGCUGAAGGAAAAUUAAAGAUUGCUAUGGACGGCCUAAGAAAGAAGCAAGCAGCACUGAAGGAGGUUCAGGACAAACUGGCUGCACUCCAGCAGGCGCUGGAAUCCAAGAAACAGGAGAAAGCUGACUUGGAAAAUCAGGUUGACUUAUGCAGCAAAAAACUAGAGCGAGCAGAACAAUUGAUUGGAGGCCUUGGAGGUGAGAAAACUCGCUGGAGUGAGACUGCUUUGGAUCUGGGCAGGCAGUACAUCAAUUUGACUGGAGAUAUCCUGAUUUCAUCAGGAAUUGUGGCUUACCUAGGAGCCUUCACAUCCAGCUAUAGACAAAUGCAAACUAAAGAGUGGGCAUUACUAUGUAAGACAAAAGACAUUCCUUGUUCGGAUGAUUUUUCCUUAACCCAUACCUUGGGAGAAGCAGUGAAAAUCAGAGCUUGGAAUAUUGCUGGAUUACCCUCUGACACGUUUUCUAUCGAUAAUGGCAUCAUUACCUCUAAUGCAAGAAGAUGGCCUCUGAUGAUAGAUUCCCAGGGACAAGCAAAUAAAUGGAUAAAGAAUAUGGAAAAAGCCAAUAGCUUGCAUAUCAUCAAACUCAGCGACCCUGAAUUUGUAAGAACACUGGAAAACUGCAUUCAGUUUGGCACUCCUGUGCUCCUGGAGAAUGUUGGCGAAGAGCUGGAUCCUAUCCUGGAGCCCCUUCUGCUCAAGCAGACGUUCAAGCAGUCGGGCAGCGUGUGCAUCCGCCUCGGGGACUCCACCAUCGAGUACGCCCUGGACUUCCGCUUCUACAUCACCACCAAGCUGAGAAAUCCACACUACCUCCCUGAAACUUCGGUUAAGGUGACGUUACUGAAUUUCAUGAUAACUCCAGAAGGAAUGCAGGAUCAGCUGCUUGGAAUUGUAGUUGCAAGAGAAAGGCCAGAUCUUGAAGAAGAGAAACAAGCUCUCAUCUUACAAGGGGCUGAGAAUAAAAGACAGCUAAAAGAAAUAGAAGACAAGAUUUUAGAAGUUCUUUCAGCUUCAGAAGGAAAUAUUUUGGAGGAUGAAACUGCUAUUAAGAUAUUGUCUUCCUCUAAAGCUCUGGCUAAUGAGAUUUCUGAAAAGCAAGCUGUAGCUGAAGAGACAGAGAAGAAGAUUGACGCUACACGCUUGGGCUAUCGCCCCAUCGCUGUCCAUUCGUCUAUCUUGUUCUUCUCUAUUGCUGAUCUAGCCAACAUUGAGCCUAUGUACCAGUAUUCACUGAUGUGGUUUAUUAACCUUUUUGUCAUGUCUAUAGAUAAUUCAGAGAAAUCUGAAGUUUUACAAACCAGGUUGAAGAUUCUCAAGGAUCAUUUUACUUACUCGCUUUAUGUCAAUGUCUGUCGCUCACUCUUUGAAAAGGACAAGCUGCUCUUCUCUUUUUGUCUAACUGUGAAUCUCCUGAAAUAUGAAAGAUUGAUUGAUGAGAAUGAGUGGAAAUUUCUGUUGACUGGUGGGAUUGGUUUGGAUAAUCCCUUUUCCAAUCCCUGCACCUGGCUUCCUUCAAAGUCAUGGGAUGAAAUUUGCCGCCUGGAAGAUUUGCAACAUUUCAAAAACAUUCGUAAGGAUUUCAUGCAACUGAAGGAUGGAUGGAAAUUGGUGUAUGACAGCUUGGAUCCUCCGCAUGAAGAUUUUCCUGGGGAGUGGCAAAAGUUGGGGGAAUUCCAGAGGAUGCUCAUCAUUCGCUGCCUGAGGUCUGACAAAAUAAUACCAAUGGUGCAGGAAUUUAUCAUUCACAACCUGGGUCGUCCGUUCAUCGAGCCGCCUCCGUUCGACCUGUCCAAAGCAUUUGCCGAUAGUCACUCCUGUGCUCCCCUGAUAUUCGUGCUGUCUCCUGGGGCAGACCCCAUGGCUGCGCUCCUCAAGUUCGCUGACGAUCAGGGAUACGGUGGUGCAAAGCUCAGCUCCCUCUCGCUUGGUCAAGGCCAAGGCCCAAUAGCCAUGAAAAUGAUAGAGAAGGCAGUAAAAGAAGGGACGUGGAUAGUUCUGCAAAACUGCCAUCUGGCAACAUCAUGGAUGCCAAUACUGGAAAGAGUCUGUGAGGAGUUGAAUCCUGAUACGACCCAUCCCGAUUUCCGAAUCUGGCUCACCAGUUACCCAUCUCCGAAUUUCCCCGUGUCUGUGCUUCAGAACGGGGUGAAAAUGACUAACGAAGCACCAAAAGGUUUACGGGCGAAUAUAAUUCGUUCCUACCUGAUGGAUCCAAUUUCCGAUCCCGACUUUUUCUAAAGCUGCAGGAAGCCGGCCGAGUUCAAGACCCUGCUCUACGGCCUCUGCUUCUUCCACGCCCUGGUGCAGGAACGGCGCAAGUUCGGGCCGCUCGGCUGGAACAUCGCCUACGAGUUCAACGAGACGGACCUGCGCAUCAGCGUGCAGCAGCUGCAGCUCUUCCUCAACCAGUACGAGGAGCUGCCCUUCGACGCCCUUCGCUACAUGACGGGAGAGUGCAACUAUGGCGGGAGAGUCACUGACGACUGGGACCGGCGCACGCUCCGGAGCAUCCUGAACAAGUUCUACUCUGCAGAAAUCAUUACCAACGUGGAGUAUAAAUUUGACCCCAGUGGCCUUUACUUUGCACCUCCUGAAGGAGACUACCAAAGCUAUAUUGAAUAUACAAAGACCCUUCCGCUGAAUCCCUCCCCGGAGGUAUUUGGAAUGAAUGCCAACGCUGACAUUACAAAGGAUCAGUCAGAAACACAACUGUUAUUUGAUAACAUUCUUCUUACACAGUCUCGAGCAUCUGGCGCUGGUGCAAAAUCCACGGAUGAAAUUGUUUAUGAGGUUGCAGGAGACAUCCUGAGCAAGCUUCCUUCCAACUUUGACACUGAAGCAGCAAUGAGAAGAUAUCCAACCACUUACACUCAGAGCAUGAACACGGUGCUUGUCCAGGAGAUGGGCCGCUUUAACAAGUUACUGCAGACAAUACGCGACUCCUGUGCCAACAUCCAGAAAGCAAUAAAAGGACUAGUAGUGAUGUCUGCUGAACUGGAGGAAGUGGUAAACAGCAUUUUGAAAGGCAAAAUUCCAGGAUUAUGGAUGAGUAAGUCUUACCCAAGCCUCAAGCCUCUUGGCAGCUAUGUGAACGACUUCCUUAGUAGACUGAAGUUCUUACAGGAGUGGUAUGAAAACGGCACCCCACCAGUCUUCUGGAUUUCGGGGUUCUUCUUCACACAAGCCUUCCUAACAGGUGCUCAGCAGAACUAUGCCAGAAAAUACACUAUACCAAUAGACCUCCUAGACUUUGACUACGAAGUGCUGGACGAUGAGGAAUACAGGAAUGCUCCUGAGGAUGGGGUCUAUAUUCGAGGAUUGUUCUUGGAUGGAGCACGCUGGGACAGACAAACUAAGAAGCUAGGAGAAUCUCAUCCCAAAAUCCUCUAUGACACAGUGCCUGUGAUAUGGCUAAAGCCCUGCAAGAAGAUGGAGAUUCCGCAGCGACCAAGUUACCUGGCUCCUCUGUACAAGACCAGCGAGAGAAGAGGGGUCCUGUCAACUACAGGCCAUUCCACCAACUUCGUCAUCGCCAUGAUCCUGCCUUCGGACCAGCCGGAGGAGCACUGGAUCGGCCGGGGGGUGGCUCUCCUGUGCCAGCUGAACUCAUGA